AUGGAGCCUCAGACGUCGAUUCUCUUGCGCCUGCCCAGGGAGAUCCUCGAGAACAUCGGCUGUGAGGUUGCCGUGGCCGCACCUCUCGGACGAGUGUCCAAUCCAUUGCUCUUUACCUGCCGCUUCCUCUACGAGACGUUCAGCAUAGACAGCCCGCAGUCCAGCACGCUGUAUGCGCGCAUCUUCCGAGCAAAGUUCGACGCGAGUGCCAUUGCUCGCCGCUAUGGUCCCCGCGCUCUCCGUUCCUCCAACCUCGCCUGGCAAUUGCGCGAAUAUUGCGAGACCCUUGACUUUUUCGAGCGACAUCGCAAUAUCUACGCCCAUGAUCUCCACCGGCACUUCAUGAACGCUUUCCUUAUGAUGGUGGAGAGCGACGGGAAGAACUGGGUGCAGCUGGAGCGUGUUGGCUUGGCGGGGUUUGUGGAUGACUUUGUUCGCAAUCGCCUGUGGUCUACGGCGGAUGCGCUGAAUGCUGGCUGGCCGGAAGAAACGACGCUGAACUCACUCGCUCUUUGGCUUGUCUGGUUCACUACCACCAAGGAACGGCUUCUGGCGGAGAGCGAACAGGACAGAGCUAACAUGAUAGCUAUGGUCAUGCCGUAUGUUGAGCUAGCGUUUCGUUACCCCGCUUUCCAUGCUCCCGACAACCACUAUUACUUCCCUUUGCCAGAAGAGUACCAUAACAACUUCCCGGCAUCCGUCCGGACUGCUCAUGGACGAUGGCCUCUGUAUCGUAAUGCCUCAGCCAUCAAGAACGUCGUCAGACAUUUCGGCAGAGAGUUCACUGUCUCUACACCUCUUAUCUCGCAGGCUGCGAAACUUAUCUAUUUCUCGCGCCGCGAAGUUCGACCUAUCAUGAUCCCCCAGCACUUACCCGUGAAUCGAGACCAUGCACUCGCGCUAGGACACUUGUUUGGGCCCACGCAGGAAGAUGUCAGGGAGUUCAAUGCGUACCCGCAGGCGAAGCUGCUCCCUGUUCAACGUUGGGAUUGGGAAGACGAUCUCUCAGAAGAACAACUUGAGCUUGAUCGUCGCGGCGUAUGGAACAGGGAUCUGAAAACCCUGAGUGCUAGAUGGGACAACGAUUGGGUGAGGUGGACGCAUUGCUAUGAUCUCUUGAGGGAGCCCGAGUUCAAGGGAGUGGUGUACACCUAUGGCAUGCUCACCGGUCUUUGGCAGGGCCGCCUUCUUGUUGCUAGUGAACCAACGUACAUGGCCCUGGUUACCACCGCGCAGCGCCCGCCAACGUUCCUCCAGAAUGAUCCAUUCAUCACUGGUCGUCCGAUAUACAUGCGGCUUCAUGAGCACCAUUGCAUUGAUCCUCAAGACCCUGUUCCUGUGGGUGGUGCCGAUGACGACUUCGACGACGGCAUUACGAAUGGAUGGUUUCCGCCAACCCGCCAAUACCGUGAGCACCACGGCAAGUUGACAUGGGUUACGGCGGAUAAUCGACAUUACACAUACGAGACAUUUGUCGAGGGUCGGUCCAAUUCCCACAACGAGGGUACCUGUCGCAUCUGCGUUCACCACGCUGCGAUCGAGGAAGAGGAAGGGAUUGAGCGCGCCCGUGCCGUCUCCGCUUCUCUCAACUCCAGUAGCGAUGGAACCGCCUCCCCUCCGCCGAACUCACCCCAUACACACGAGGACUUCGAAGAGGACUUCAUUGAAGCGGGUCUUGGUCGCGGAGAGGACGAUGACGACGAUGACUACGUUUAUAACGAGUGUUCCGGUAUUACUGAUAUUAUUUUCACCGGCAAUACCGAGGAUCGUCAUGGGAGAGCUUGGGACUACUAUCGUUACUAUGGUCGUAUCCGAGCGUGGGAUGGUCUGAUUGCUCUCGUCAGAGUGCGGGUCGAUCCAGAGGGCCACGACGAUCCCCGAGAGGGCAAGCUCAUCAUCCGUGGCUAUGUGGUUGCCGGGCAGAAUUUCGUCGGAACGUGGCGCUCCUGGGCCCCUGACGUGAACUCGUUCCCUCUUGAAGGUCCCAUUGUCCUCUCUAAGCGGAGCCUCACACGGAUACUGCAUUCUCAUACUCUUCUCGGUUUCGUUCGCGCCAUCAGGAUCAAUACCACGAAGUUUCUCAAAGACGGGGAUGAAAUGGACGAACAUGCCAGGAGGAUACUCGCGGGGCGUGUCUUCGAUCCAUACACACUAGGGUUCCACAAGAAUCAGAUUAUCACGGUAUCAGAAGACUCAGGAUUAAUCGUUGACGUUCGUCCAUUCAAGGAGCAUCAAUGGGAGGCACAUCUGUCUCAUGACACCAGCGUAAUCGAUCUGAGGGGUCAGACGGUGCUCCCCGGGUUUGUGGAUACCCACGUACAUUGUAAGAAUCCUACUAUCAGUCUAGCGCUCGGACGAGUAUCGAAGUGGACUUACUUCCAUUGCGCAGUCUUCCUGCAUCCGUAUGCCGAGACCAGCUGGGACGAUCAGCUAACCAAGGAGAGCCUCGCUGAGCGUACGGUUCGGGCGACCCAGCAUGCUAGAAGAACACUUCUCGCCGGGUACACGGCCGUAAGAGAUCUAGGAACGGAGGGCGCCCAAGACGCUGACCUCGGUCUACGAAAGUGUAUCUCAGGGCCAAUUCCUCUUACUCCAGGACCCAGAUACUUCUGUGUCACCCGAGCCAUUGUACCGACCGGUGCUUACGGCCCAAAGGGCACUGUUUAUCCGAACAAAGAAGGGAUAGAUGGUAUAACUGGUGCAGAAGUUGCAGACGGGAAGGAUGAAUGUCGGAGAGCCGUCAGGCGCCAGAUUGGUGCCGGAGCCGAUCAAAUAAAGAUCUACGCAAGUAAGACAAUGAUAAACAACCUCGGAUUAGUGGCUUGUAGAGACUACCGUGUGCGCUCUCGGACUAUCCAAGUGUCCACGAAGCGCGGUGGGGCAUCAAUGAGCACAUUCACUCUAGAUGAGCUCAAGGAGCUGAUUUCGACUGCGUCGUUGUACGACGUCAAGGUCGCUGCGCACGCCACUGAGCGGGAGACAAUUCGUCGACUGCAGCGACUGGGCGUCCACUCCGUCGAGCACGGGUUCAAUAUCCUGGGCGACGACUGCUCGACAGACGAUGAGGCCCAGCUGGACGAAAUUAUGCGAGAUGUUUUGGGCAAGAAUGUUGACCUGCAGUGUACGGCGGAUCCGCACCAUUGGAUUCCCAUGAUAUGGACGCCGACGCUCUCGGUGAUCUACGUCCUACAACCAAAGACAUUCGAGCAGUCCGAUGCUGCCAGAGCCUUCAAAGCGGCACUCAGAGUAAAUUACGACCAUAUCUCCUGCGGCGGAGAUACCGGCGUGUUUCCGCACGGCGACAACUCCCUAGAGAUGAAACUUAUGGUCCGGUUAGGCGCGGACUGGAGAAAAGUCCUUUCCUGGGGUACACUCGGCGGCUGGAAGUGCUUGAGAAGUAUGGCUUGGGAAGGCCCUAAAGGUGAACAGAGGCUCAAGGCUGUAGAGGACGGUACCGAAGUUGCAGACCCGAGAGUCGUGGGCGACAAUGAAGUACCAUUCGGGGCCCUUAGGAAAGGUUGGGCUGCAGAUAUCAUCGCCACUUCCGGGAGCUUGGAGGAGAAUUUCGAAGACGCAGUGUCGAAAGACCGAAUAACCUUCGUCAUGAAAGGAGGCCGAGUCUUUAAGGAAAGGGGAAUGGAAGUAUCCUGGCCGUGA
This is a messenger RNA of Gloeophyllum trabeum ATCC 11539, 3657 nucleotides long. RefSeq lists its product as uncharacterized. The transcript is spliced from 12 exons. Lineage: Eukaryota; Fungi; Basidiomycota; Agaricomycetes; Gloeophyllales; Gloeophyllaceae. The record is from RefSeq and is a predicted model, not a curated record. Gene Ontology annotation, molecular function: hydrolase activity, acting on carbon-nitrogen (but not peptide) bonds. The coding region runs from base 1 to 3657 and encodes 1218 amino acids.